UGCCUGUUGCUUUUCAGGUGGCAUUGAGAAAUUACUUAUGAUGGAUAUAUCAUGCGACAUGGUAAAAUUGUGUAAAGAUUCUGAGCAGCAAAUGCCAAAUGAUAACAUUGAAACAUCAUACAUUAUUGGUGAUGAAGAAUAUCUGCCCAUGAAAGAAAAUUCCGUUGAUCUGGUCAUUAGUUGCUUGGGACUCCAUUGGACAAAUGAUCUUCCUGGGGCAAUGAUUCAGAGCAGAUUGGCUUUAAAGCCAGAUGGCCUAUUUUUGGCGGCCAUUCUUGGCGGAGAAACAUUGAGGGAGCUGCGGAUAGCUUGCACUAUUGCUCAAAUGGAGUGUGAGGGAGGCAUCAGUCCACGACUAUCACCCUUGGCACAAGUGCGUGAUGCUGGCAAUCUAUUGACUAGGGCAGGCUUUACUCUUCCAGGGGUUGAUGUUGAUGAGUAUACAGUUCUAUACAACAGUGCUUUGGAGUUGAUAGAACAUCUCCGUGCUAUGGGAGAAACUAGUGCUCUACUGCAAAGGAGCAUGGUAUUGAAAAAGGAUACGGCCCUAGCAACAGCAGCUAUUUAUGAGUCAAUGUUUGCAGCCGAAGAUGGCACAAUUCCAGCAACAUUUCAGAUAAUAUACAUGACUGGAUGGAGGGAACACCAUUCUCAACAGAAAGCAAAGAAGAGGGGCUCAGCCACAGUCUCAUUCCAGGAUAUCCAUAAGCAAUUUAGCAGUUAGGAUAUGAAAGAAUGGGGACUCCUGUAACUUAGAUACUCUCUUUCACACCUAAUUGUUUUAUAAGCAUAUUUCAUUACUCAUGCAUCAUAAUCAUGCAAAAUAAUAGGUAAUAAUCGCAACUUCCAGUAGAACUGUCUCUAUACUUGAACUUUUGUUGUCUUUGGGAAAACCAUUAGUGUACGUCUGUAUUACGACGAGCUGUUGUUCAAUAAUCUAAUCUGCUUGUUCAUUUAUUUGACGUUUGAUCAAA
Lycium barbarum (goji berry) is the source of this 974-nucleotide messenger RNA. RefSeq names its product putative methyltransferase At1g22800, mitochondrial. Lineage: Eukaryota; Viridiplantae; Streptophyta; Magnoliopsida; Solanales; Solanaceae. Gene Ontology annotation, biological process: mitochondrial respiratory chain complex I assembly. Gene Ontology annotation, molecular function: S-adenosylmethionine-dependent methyltransferase activity. Bases 38 to 724 code for a protein of 228 amino acids. The transcript has 8 exons. Gene Ontology annotation, cellular component: mitochondrion. The record is from RefSeq and is a predicted model, not a curated record.